Molecule: messenger RNA, 2731 nt
Organism: Chinchilla lanigera (long-tailed chinchilla)
Lineage: Eukaryota; Metazoa; Chordata; Mammalia; Rodentia; Chinchillidae
Gene: Igfbpl1
Product: insulin-like growth factor binding protein-like 1
Biological process (GO): regulation of cell growth; regulation of signal transduction
Cellular component (GO): extracellular region
Molecular function (GO): insulin-like growth factor binding
Source: RefSeq, a predicted model, not a curated record
GUCUCGGAGCAGGUCAUGCCGCGCUUGCCGGCGCUCCUCUCGCUGCUGCUUCUGCUGCUGCCGCCGCUGGUCCGCGGCGGGACUGGUGUGCGCGAGCCGGGCCGCGGGGACGGCCCCCGAGGGCACCGGACUCUGCGUGUGCGCGCAGCGCGGCGCCGUCUGUGGCUCCGACGGCCGCACCUACCCAAGCAUUUGCGCGCUGCGUCUGCGCGCCCGGUACGCGCCCCACGCGCAACCCGGCCACCUGCACAAGGCGCGCGGCGGCCCCUGCCAGUUUGCUCCUGUGGUCGUGUUGCCACCCCGAAGUGUUCACAAUGUCACCGGGGCGCAGGUUUACCUGUCCUGUGAGGUGAGGGCGGUGCCCACCCCAGUCAUCACGUGGAGGAAGAUCGCACACUCUCCUGAGGGCAUCGAGGUCCUGGAGGAGUUACCCGGGGACCAUGUCAAUAUAGUCGUCCAGGUGCGAGGGGGCCCUUCCGACCACGAGGCCACAGCCUGGAUUUUGAUCAGUCCCCUGAGAAAGGAAGAUGAGGGCGUGUACCAGUGCCACGCGGCCAACGCGGUUGGGGAAGCCCUAUCGCACGGCACUGUGAUGGUCCUAGAUCUGAGCAGAUACAAAGGCCUCCGCUCCCCAGCUCCAGCUGACCACCUGUGAUGGAUGAAGGGUCUUGGAGAGGUUGAUCACAGGAUAAUGGAGAAGUCAAAUACUGGAUCUUUUUGCUUUGUGAAGACUUGGGAAAACUGUGUUUGUAGAUGAUCUCUUUUGUAUGUUUUUAAAAAUUGGAUGCAAACUAGAUUCCUACGCAGAUGUAGUUUUUAGCAGAACAAACACUGGGAAAACAGAUGUGCAUGUAGCUUUUUUAUACUCUUGGAAUGAUUGUUCCUUGUGAAUUCUUUUUUAACUACUCCCUCCUAGGGAGAUCAUGUAAUGGUAUGUUUCUAAUUCUAAAGGGCUCAAAACAAGGCAUGUGACAACUGUGACUCCUACCUAUGACUGAUUAGUGGGUGCUGUGUGACUUAGUUUGUGUUGUAGAAGGAGGGAGGAAGGUCUCAGCACUCCUCAGCCUGGUUUUUGCUUGCUGUGUGACCUCAUAAGUCUCUUCCCCUUGCUGGGUCUUGGUCAUUCACCUGUGAUUGUAGCAUUUGAACUGAUGUCACCAGAGUCCCGUCUAGCCCUGCCACGCUAGAGUAAGAAAGCCCUUUACAAAAAAUAUAGGAAGUCUGGUCUUAGCAUUCUUCUUAAAAAUGGUGUGCCCUCAAAAACAAAUUUUCAUCUCAUACCAGGGUGUGGACAGCUGGUGUGGCUCCUCUAUUCCCGCCUUUUCCCCAACUUAAGAUUUAGUCCUAGAUAGGUGGGUGUUUGAGAACCACACCAUCUACUGUUAUCACAGCACUCUACGUAGUUGGGCAGUGAGAUCUGACUUCUGGACAUCACAGUGUGGAAGGGGAUUGGGAGGGGUUAGGUAUUACCUCUGGGCCAUUGAAUCACAAUAUAGUACAAUGUGUUCUGCUUACAGACAUUUUGACCUCAUCCAAGAAUAAGGCUUUCUCCCUUUUUAGCAGAAAAAAGGAGAAUAUUUACUGUCUGGUGGAUCUCUGGUAAUUAGAAUUUCUUCACAUUAGCCCUUAAAGUGGACAAAGCACUGUCCCACCCAGGAGCCCAGCCCAGCAAGGUGGGCAGCACAGGAAUUAUUGUCCUGACCCUGUUAUAUGAAGAAACUAGACUCUGGGAGGGAAACUUCUUGUCCAAGUCUGGAGGCCUCUGAGCAGAGACCCUAGCUACUUUCCACUCAUGGUGUUCUUCCCAGGGUGACCUUAAAAGCAGGGAAGGAUGGUGCCACCCACCUGGCCCAGUUCGACCUCUAAAGAACACUCUCGUGCCUCUCAAGUUCGCCAUUACGGUCUAGCGCACUUGUUAGAAGUGAACUUUUUUGUCUUUAAAUGUGGCCAUUCACUGUCCAAAAUAUUGAGAUGGUGUGCGCCUGGUGUAUUCCACAGCAGAAUGAGACCAACCUGGGAAUCUGAAAACACGAGGUCUGUGCAGUUCUCAUGGCUUGCUGUGCGACUGUAGGCGGGCCUUUCACUCCCUGGGCCUCUACACCCUUAUCUGAAUAGGAAGGGAAUGAAACCAAAUGAAUGAUUUUCAAACUUUACAAUAUUGGAGUCCCUUCUUCGAGUAAAAUGAGAAUUGAAAUUGAUCAAAUUGGAAGCCAUCCUUGGCUCUUGGUAGUUGGGGCUGCUCUUGGGUACUGGGGAUUGGGGGGCUUGCUCAUAUCCCCUCUUCAUUCAGGACCUCCUGCUGUUCUCAUCUCCUCCCAUGUAAUUAUUUCCACAUCUGAGAGUCGGCCUUUAGUUGCCCUGUAACUUGAAUGGCUUGGAGAUGACUUAGACGCUUCACUUAUGUCAGAAGGAAUGGGGGUACCGUGGCUCUGGAGAAGGUUGUAGAACCACAUCUGAUAAUGAGCACAUUCUGUGAAAUCGGUUGAAUCAUAUCAAAUCUGCCUCAUCAUCAGUGGCAAUAAGGUGCAUUAACAUGACUGUUUAAACUAAUAGUUUUCUGAAUUGAGAGUUCUAAAGCCUCUUUGAAGACCAAGAACAUGCACUGAACUGCUGGUAUCAUUCAAAAGCAUGAUCCACCCCCGCCCCCAAGCCUGUGUUUUUUCUACCCUAUUUUCAUAGAUGCUGUGGUGUCACACCCCCUACACCCUAAAAAUAAAUGUUUUUAAGGAUG